AUGUCCACCUUCAACAUGUCCUCCCUAUCCCGCACCCUCCCAGCCCCCUCCCCCCUCAACCGCCGCGCAGUCCUCCCCUUCACCCCUCACUCCCUCCCCCGUCUUCCUCGCUCUUUGUCUGCCGCUUUAUCCCAACGCUCAAGAGAACUGAGAUUCGAGAGAUGGGUUGAGGAGAGAAAGAGGGGGAUCGAAGAGAGGUGGGGGGUUAGGAGGGGUGUCGUGCUCGUUAAGGAGGAGGAGGAUAGGAAGCGGAGACAUUCGAAGACACUGAACCGGACCUACAAAUCCCGCCCAUCGACUUACUUUAGUCUCGCCCCACCCAAUCCAUCAUCCCCCCUCUCCCACAACCGCCGCCGGCGCGCAAGUGCCAUCAGUGCUGAUCCAAAUGACGCGUCUAACGCUCUGGCAGAGGAGAUCAUGGAGUUUCGGAGGGGGUUUAGGGAGGAGAGGGCCAAGAGAUUUUUGAGGAUGGGGAAGGAGGCGAGGGAGGAGAGGGGGUGGAGGGGGAGGAGGAAGUCUAUGUAGGGAACGUGUGGGAUU
This is a messenger RNA of Saitoella complicata NRRL Y-17804, 540 nucleotides long. RefSeq lists its product as uncharacterized. The record is from RefSeq and is a predicted model, not a curated record. The transcript is spliced from 2 exons. Lineage: Eukaryota; Fungi; Ascomycota; Saitoellomycetes; Saitoellales; Saitoellaceae. The coding region runs from base 1 to 525 and encodes 174 amino acids.